ACGCUGUCGUUUCUCAGUUGAGCUCUCUGCGCAUCUUGAGCGGCGAUGAAUAAGUUGAGGCGGCGGUUGGCGGCGAGACCGCCGUGGGAACGGCUGAACGUGAGCUCGGAACCCACCACGUACAACUGAAUUCGAAAGAGGCCAGUAUCGCGCCGGCGAGGUCAGGCGAGAAGAAAAGGGAGUCUUGUCCGCUUUGACCAGAUGAGGUCGCGACUGAGGUUGCUGGCAUUUCGCGAAACGGGACGUCGUUAUCUCUCCGGAAGAACCGGCGACUCCUCGAGCCCGAACCCCCGAUUUCUUUCGCAGUCCCAGCACAGGAAGCAGGUCUCCCUCGCGAAUCUCUUCCAAAGGUAUGGUUUUUCUCCGUCCCAGUCGCCUGAUUUCCUCGCGAAGAAUCGGUUCUUGCUCGAUGCUAGCUUGCACGACACUGAGAGAUCACUAAGCAUUUUGUCCUCGCUCAAGAUUCCCAACGGGUUGGUGAUCUCUGUGAUGAGUCAGUGUCCUGGGGUUUUGGAGCAUGACUUCCUGAGGAGAUGGGAGGUGGUUUUCCGGGAGUUUGGCUUUCUUGGGGUUUCUUCUGCUGGCAUUAUAAGUACCCUCCAGGUUUCUAGGAAAUUCAAUGUCGGUCCGGAAAGAUUUGGUACAAUUUUCGAGGUUUUGAAGGGUUUAGGCGUUGAGGAUCGCACUUAUUGCAGGAUAUUGGAGGAGUUUCCUGGAGUUAUUGCACUGGGGGAGAGUGAAAUUUUGGGCAAAGUCAAGUUCUUGGAGGGAAUCGGCAUAUCGAAAGCUGCGAUGGAUCGUGUGUUUUGCACUUUUCCUGGCAUCAUGGGAUUGAGUGUGGAGGAUCGACUGAAGCCACUGAUGCGUGAGUUUAGGCAUUUGGGUUUUGAUAAAGGUGUGGCUCGGGAUGAGAUUCUUAGAGAGCCUAGAGUUCUUGGCAUGGAACUUGGGGAACUGUCCCGUUGCUUGGAACUACUACGGACUUUAAAAUGCCGAGAGCCGAUUAAAGAGAAGAUUUUCAGGGGAGGUGAAUUCAGAGCUGGGUUUGAAGUGAAAUUGAGACUCGACUGCUUGUGCAGGCAUGGUUUGAUUCGCAGAGAUGCUUUCAAAGUGUUAUGGAAAGAGCCAAGGUUGAUUGUGUAUCAGACAGGGGAGAUUGAGAGGAAGAUUGAUUUCUUGGUAAACGAAAUGAACUAUGAUGUCGAGUGUCUAAUCGAGGUGCCUGAGUACUUAGGCGUGAAUUUUGAAAAACAGAUCCUUCCUCGAUACAAUGUGAUUGAGUACUUAAGAUCCAUUGGGGGACUAGGCGAUCCAGUAGGCUUGACAAAUUUGAUAAAGCCUAGCAGGCUAAAAUUUUACAACUUAUAUGUCAAGCCUUAUCCAGAGUGUGAAAAGAUUUUCAGAAAAUGUGAAGGAGAUGAAGCUAAGAAGCAGCAUGCAGUGGGACUGUGGAAACUCUUCAAACCGCAAAAGUAUCCCCAGUCCAAGGAUGAUGCAGAAAACAUAAGGUCCUUUAUGGAGUUGGGUGGUUAGGAUGGGAAAGUUGUAGCAUCUCAUCCAUUAGUAUAUAUCAAAUAUACAUCAAACUGAGGAUUGUGAGUGGUUCACGUCUGUUUGAACCAUCCACAGGUAUGUAGAACUUUACGCAGAAUUCGUAGUAUUUGGCAUAUUCUGAAGUCGGCAUCAGUUCUUUAGAGCCUUGAUUUAACCAGAUUAGAAUUGGCAUGUAGAUCUUACAUCUCUAGUUACCGCAGCAGCAGCAUGUAUUUGUCAUUUCUGAUCGGUUUUUGACACUCAAUUGUUGCAUCUCUGGGAUAUGCAAAAUCAGCAUGUAUCAGUUUGUUGUUGCCGAUAUGGAGGAGAUGUCGAACAAGAUGGAUUCUGCUCUUCCUCAUUCUGGUCAAGUUGCUUAUACAUUGCUUUCUUCAAAACUAUGUAAAACAGAUAAAAUGAGUUAAACGUCAUCAUGCAACACAAUAGUAACGAUAUUUAUGCGGGUGGAUUGUGAAAAAGGAUUAGAUUUCCUAGUUUAAAUCGGUGGCACUAAUUUUAUCUGUGUUUAGUUCUAAACUCUUGUCCUUUGUUUUUUUACUUUGUUACCUUCUUAAAUUUUGUCUCAUGGAGUUGCUCCAUUUUGACUUUACCGUAUCAAUUUCAUCAGCUUGCAUUGCUCCUGUAGCAAAGUUUAUUCUUGUAAAAUCUGUUAGUGAGGCUGUCGAUUCUGUUGCAGGUAUGAAGGCCUUUAAGAAAAUCUUUUAUCAUGCCCAGUCCCAAAACUGUUGCUUUAUUGGGAAGUCGUAGACUGGAUAGGUUAGUUUUAAUACAUUUCUAAUUAAGGUAUUUAUGAUAUUUAUAUGUAUCACAGUUUACAUAUCCAUAUCUUUACUUCUAUACAAUAUUAUCCAGUGGGCAAACUUUCUUGUUAUUAUUGCUUCUAAGUUCACUACAUCCUUGAUGUUUUACUUCCAAUUGUAUUUAUUAUUGAGAUUCGCUUCCAUAUCAAGAAAAAUAAAAAUAACCAGUGAAGUAUAUGCAAAUUAUGCGAAUGCAACGUGUUUAUUACUGUUUAGCAAGUGUAUUAUUGGUGAUAGAUAAUAAUGUGUUCAGCUCCUGAGACUGAUGUAGCAGCAGCUUCGCAACAUGGUCUUAUCAUUUCAAGGCUUCUUACGUGUUACCUUUCUCCAAACAAGAUAGACUGAUUGGAUAAUUCUUGCAUGUGACAAUGCGAGCUUAAUAACAGUGUAGGAUUUUUCUGUUUAUUGCUGUUCGUCAUUUGCAGCUUUAUUUACUACUUUCGAUACCCCAUAUGCACCUAUAACUGUGCUGUCAGCCUGAUAAAAAUGUCAAAAUAUGCAACCAACUCUGGAGACAGGAAUCUUUAAUCUACUAAAUUAUUACGUUGGGCUAUGUAGGCUUUUUCCUCAAGGAAAGAUGAUUUGGUGAAUAUUCUUUCUGUUUAGGCCUCACAAAUUCAUUCCAGCUGUUUGGUCUGCCUAAUCCAGUCAAUGUAUAUGUUGAUGAGGUUUUAAUUGUUGUCAUAACAGACUUCUCACAAUUAGGUCAGAUGCAAGGAAAGUUUCAAAUGGUGUUUGGCAGGCAUACUGGCCAUGCCAUUCUGUUUUCGGAGUUGAGGCAUUGUUACUACAAGCUCUUUACUCCAAUUAUGGAGGCGCUACCUGAAUGAUGUAGAAACGAAUGAAUUAACUCGCAUGAUGCAUUGAUUGGGAACUGAUAUGAAGUUGAAAAGAAAAAACUAUUAAGUUCUCAAACGGAGUCAGCUGUAAAUGCUGUUGUAACUCAUUGGGUCAAAUCUACUAGGAUGGCCUAGAAAUCUGACCUGACCCAGCUGUGAUUCGAACCGGUAAUUUUGGUUCAGGUCCGGUCGGAAGAUUCAGUAUUCAGGGUGAGGAAACCUGUAGAAGAGUUUAGGUUUCGAGACAAUCCUUACCAGACUGCUGACCUUGUAAUGUUAAAAAACAAGUUUCAGUAAAACGUAUGGGAAAAGGAUUCAGAUUUCCCAGACUAGAUCUAUCUGAAAUAAAGUUGAACAUGUAGUGAAGUGAACUGACCAAUCGCUCUGACGUCACUUGGGUUCCAGCGACCAUGGACUGCCACUUUUUGCCAACCUGGGAUGACCAUAUUCUUAUUUCCGGUGCAUUCAGUUAUAAAUUGCGACGGUUGUUUGCUUAACAUUGUCCUGUUUUUACUGCAGAUCCCCGGAUUCUGCCAGGGAGAUCUUGAAUCCAGAGUUCCCUCGGUGGCUGAAGGCUGCAAUAACCUUGCGGUACAAGAGAAUUAGAUACCGACUUGCAUAGAGUUAGGAGUCUGUAUUACCGGACUUAUUGAAUUCAUCAUUUCCAUCGUCGAUGAUGGUCUGACAUCUGAUUCAAACAUGGAGUUUUGCCAGUGUCCCAAUGCCUGGUUCUUGCAUUUGAGUAAAUGAAGGCUACAGAGUUUCUAGCUCAUGGUCCGCGCAGAAUACAGAUAUAAAGUUGGAUUGCGUCUGUGUUUGGCGAUUUCAUUGAUCUUGUCGCUUGCUUUGACAAUGCACUCCGACUGUUCUAAUAAUAUGCUCCGCCACGAGGAGGUCUCUCUCUUUCGGUGACGUUGCAUUGUAUGACAUUCUAUC
Messenger RNA from Rhodamnia argentea, 4129 nucleotides. RefSeq names its product transcription termination factor MTERF15, mitochondrial. Gene Ontology annotation, molecular function: double-stranded DNA binding. NCBI's taxonomy places the organism in Eukaryota, Viridiplantae, Streptophyta, Magnoliopsida, Myrtales, Myrtaceae. The transcript has 2 exons. The record is from RefSeq and is a predicted model, not a curated record. Bases 202 to 1533 code for a protein of 443 amino acids. Gene Ontology annotation, biological process: regulation of DNA-templated transcription.